AUUUCACAUCUAAUGUGUGUUUUGAUUGUUCCAGUAGUUGAUAUAUAGAUAUUCUGAUAUUUUGGAUCACUUUCCCCAAGUCCGGUAGCAAUGGCUAAUUUGAGAGGCAUCUCUAGGGUCAAAACUAAGCUCCAGAAAUCAAUUGAAGAAGGUCAAUAUUAUGAAGCACAUCAAAUGUACAGAACACUUUAUUUCAGGUAUAAAAGUCAAGAAAAAUAUGUAGAUUUGAUAGAUCUUCUCUACGAGGGAUCUCAUUUACUUCUCACUCACAACCAGCAAACCAGUGGAGCAGACCUGGCUGUGUUGAUGCUAGAAGUGCUUGAGUCGAGCAAAGCUCAGCCCAGCAAGGUUCAUUUCACCCGGAUCAUUGAGUUGUUCCGUCUCCUAAAUUGUCCAGAGCGUCAGCAAUACUUGGUGCGAGCUGUAAAGUGGUCAAGUACUGAAGACUUUAAAUUAGGACAUCCCACGCUGCAUCAACAAUUGGCGCUAGUCUUAUGGAAAGAAAAACAGUAUGCAUUGGCUCGUUAUCACUACCUGCGUUCUGACGAUGGUAGCGGCUGUGCAACAUUUUUAAUAGAGCUUCACUUACUCAAGGGAUAUCCUUCUGAAGUGGACUUAUUCCUGGCACAAGCUGUGCUCCAGUACUUGUGUCUGCAAAAGAAGGUAGAGGCAACGAAGGUGUUCGAGACGUACACUGUGACCCAUCCUCACAUCAGCAAGACACCUGUAGGGCCACCCUACCUGCAGCCACUCCUCAACUUCCUAUGGUUCCUACUCAUAGCUGUUGAAAAGGGUCGAGUGACGGAGUUCCGGGUGCUGUGCGAGCAGUAUGGCCCGAGCCUGCAGCGUGACCCCUGCUACAGAGAAUACCUCGACACCAUUGGGCAAAUCUUCUUUGCUUUGCCGCCACCUCCACGUCCACGAUCUUCAUUCUUCGGAGAUUUACUGCAAGGGCUGCUGAGGGGUGACGAUGGUGGUGACGACGAAGGCAGCAGCAGCAGCGACGCUCAGCAGCCGCUGGCCGUUGCUCACGAGGAGCUCGACUAGACGCUGCUUUUCAUCUACGGCUCACUGACAACACUCCUGUUCACUUAACUCCUCUUAUUAUCAUGAAUUGUGUUGUCUUUCGCGAAACGUCUUGAUUACAUUGUUGAUAGAAAUCAUGAUUAACUUUGGGAAAAACUGCGUUUUUUUAAAGUAACAUUUUGAAAAACAUAAUCCUUAUGAUUGUUGUGGAGAAACUGUGUGUAUUCACCUGUUUUGACAUUGCACCUUCUUCUAUAAAGAUCAACAGGCCAAUAUCAGUUAAUCGAAACUGACCAAGCGGAAUUGUUUUUGCAAGUGAAUUUAACCUGAGCUCUCUUCCUCUGACUCAAGUCUACCCUGAAUGUCUCUCUUUAACACCUGCAGCAACAGUUGUGGAUUUACCUUCAUUACAGUCAAGCUAAGACGCUCGUAUUGCGCCGACAAGCCACCAUCCGCUUGCACUAAAAGAACAACUACAAACAUCAUGCUAUUCGGUGAUGCUACCUGUGAGCUAACAGUACCAAACUACAGUCACCAAAUUAGCUUCAAAAUCUUUCAAAUAACAGUGAUUCUAACUUCCGAAAUGUUUUCAAACAUGAAACCUCGGAAAUACAGUACUUGUCAAUGUUUCAAUGAUGGAAAUGUAUCUCAAUGUCCAAUGAGAUAUUCAAUAUGUUUUUGCAUGUUGGUUAAGGUUUUUAAAAAAAAUUAUCAUUGUCAUACCUAUUGCUCUACCUGUGGCUAUUAGACUACAUUAACGAAAAGCACGUUCUGUUUGGUCGAUAAUUUGACUCUGGUGAAGAAGUAAUCCUAGUCGUUAAAAAAAAAACAAAUUCAAUUGUAAGUAUGUUAUAGUCAAAAUUUUCGUUUAAAUCUUAAAAUAAUUAGCUUAUUCAUUCUAAACGCUGCCUAUUUUUCUCAGUAUAAAAAAUGUAAUGCUACCUGGGAUAAAAAGAAAUUGCAUUGCUUCAUUCGAUCAUUAGAUAGCAGGAACUUAUCCAGUACAUUAGGAGUGCAGUCAGUACGACUUAAAUCUAUAUUAUAAGUUAUGCCUCGAACUCAAUUGAGUGGUGAUUAGCUAAGCAAAAAUUCAGAUGUUGAUUUACGAGUAAAAUGCUGCGACUAUGUAAAUUCGAUUAAUUAAUUUGUAAUUAUAUUUUAUUCUUAGAAUUUCGAAGUGUUGAGUGACCUCACCACCACGUUAUUCAGCAAUGUGAAUACAAUAUUUCCCAGACAGGUGGAUGCUAUCUUCCUCCUGUAUUUUUUCAACUAGCAGAAUUUAUUGGCGUCAGCAUUUUGAUACGAGGUUUUCUGAAAUUCAACGCUGUUGAUGUGCUGCAGGAAGAUGUAAUCUCUCAGCAAUGGGAGUCAAGGUGAACUUCCACAAAUGCUAUAUCAAUAUCUCUUAUUAUUUGAGUUCUUUCGCUUUUGAAAUUCGAACACGUUGCAUGUCAUAUUAUGUAACUUUCCCAUUUACUCUCGAGAUUAUUCUUUUGAAGAUCAUUAGAAUUUAAUGCGGUCAAAGGCCAAUGUUCCCCAGUCUCUAAACGCAAUUUUAAAUUGCCGCAGAAGUAUUUUAUCCAAUGAUUUUCUAUCGGUACUGAGAUUUGUUACCGCACAUGUGAAUAUUCAAUCACAAACAAGCACACGCGCAUGUUUUUAGUGAAUUAUUUAUGAUUUUUGUGAGAACUUACAUAAUCAUUUGCGUUUCAUAGCAAUUUAUGCGAUUGCCGUUCCCGAAUUUGUUUUAUUGUCGCAUGAGAAUUAAUUGCUAGUUUCGUUUCGUGUUUAAAACCGCCACUAAUCCACUAUGCACAUGAUUAUAUAUUACAUCUUUCGUUUUUUUUUUGCCUGCUAGAUAUUUACUCCUUUUGUUUGCUUCAUGCCUGAUUAUUACCAUUGAUAGUUUUCCUUGUUAAUAUAUCUUUACUGCACUAAUUUCGAUAUUGUCAUUAAUGUUGAACAAGCAAGUUGCCUUCUGUGGGAGCGCAUGAUUGCAUUGUAUCGUGCUGCAUCUCGCUUGCAACCAUCACUCCCUGCUGAAAAACUUAUUUUUUAUUCAUACUGCUCCGUCUUGAUUUAGGUAUAGAUUUGUCAAGAUUGUUUUUCACAUGAAACUUGUACAUUUCAGUACAGUGAUUUUUCUUCAUGAUUUUGAGCUAGCUGAGGCAGUAACCAGGACUCCAACAUGAUUAAUAGUUUUAAUUUUCUCAUUUACCCAACAUGCAUAAGAUUAAUCUCCAUUAAAAUCUGAGCAUUGAUUUGAUAGGAUUACAGUUUUUUAGAACAGUAAUGGUGUGACAAUACUUGCAGUGGUUAGGCUAAAAUCUGUCGUCCGCAUUUACCAACUCAAAUAUUUCACGUGAUUUGAGCAGAUGCUAUGAAUGUUCUCACGAAUCGACACGACCGAAAUUUUUUACCAAAAAGUGAGGAUAAGUUUCGAGUAAUGCUUAGGGUAUGCGUAGGUACGUACUCGUUGUACCAUUCUUUGGUUUCAUUUACCUGAGAAGACUCAAAAAUGGUGGCAAUGAUGUAUCCCUAAGUUGGUACACAUCAAGGUUUUCCAGAAUAAUAGAUGAAUUACUCUCAGGGAACCACUUGUCAACUGGAACACUAGAUAAAGCUUUUCCAUGACCAGAUUGUUAAGUAGUAAACACGUGCAAAUAAUGCAUAACAUUUUAACGAUGUGAUUCUAAUUCAUGAAGUUGUACGAGAGGCUGAAUAGGACUGAACCAAAAUGCAUGAAACAUGUAAUUAUUUGAUUCCACUUCAAAGAAAUGUACUUAUUACAUGAAA
Messenger RNA from Hyalella azteca, 3822 nucleotides. Its product is annotated as Golgi to ER traffic protein 4 homolog. Gene Ontology annotation, molecular function: protein binding. The coding region runs from base 91 to 1047 and encodes 318 amino acids. Gene Ontology annotation, biological process: protein insertion into ER membrane. The transcript has 8 exons. The record is from RefSeq and is a predicted model, not a curated record. Lineage: Eukaryota; Metazoa; Arthropoda; Malacostraca; Amphipoda; Hyalellidae. Gene Ontology annotation, cellular component: BAT3 complex; cytosol.